GUGACCUUCAGGGCCCGGGCGGCGGGCGCAGGCCCCGGCGGCGGCGGCGGCGGCGCGAUGUUCGUGCAGGAGGAGAAGAUCUUCGCGGGCAAGGUGCUGCGGCUGCACAUCUGCGCGUCGGACGGCGCCGAGUGGCUGGAGGAGGCGACCGAGGACACCUCGGUGGAGAAGCUCAAGGAGCGCUGCCUCAAGCACUGUGCUCCCGGGAGCUCGGAAGACCCCAAAAGCGUGAGCCAUCACAAGUUAAUUCACGCCGCCUCCGAGAGGGUGCUGAGUGAUGCCAGGACGAUCCUGGAGGAGUCGGUCCAGGACGAAGGCUUUCGAAACGGAGGCCCUGGAGGAAGAACUCGGGUCGCCUCUGCUGACCCACAGCAGGCGCUUGCCAGGCCCGGGGCCGUGGAUGUCCUGCUGUUGAUCAGAAAGCGGGCCCCGUCGCCUCUCCCGAAGAUGGCUGAGGUCUCGGCGGAAGAGAAGAAGAAACAAGAGCAGAAGGCCCCGGAUAGAGACGCUAUAUUCAGAGCCACGGCCAACCUGCCCUCCCGCGACAUGGACCGGGCCGCGGUGCAGACCAGCCCGAGAGACUUCCAGACCGAGCUCCGGAAGAUCCUGCUGUCCCUCAUCGAGGUGGCACAGAAGCUGCUGGCGCUGAACCCGGACGCCGUCGAGCUGUUCAAGAAGGCCAACGCCAUGCUGGACGAGGACGAGGACGAGCGUGUGGACGAGGCGGCCCUGCGGCAGCUCACGGAGAUGGGCUUCCCCGAGAGCAGGGCCGUGAAGGCGCUGCGCCUGAACCAGUACGUGCAGCGGCCCCUGGAGCCCGCGCCGCUUGCAUCGUUUCCCAACAUGUCGGUGCCUCAGGCCAUGGAGUGGCUCAUCGAGCACGCGGAAGACCCCACCAUAGACACGCCGCUGCCGGGCCCGGCCUCGCCGGGAGAGGCGGCCGCCGCGGGGCCCAGCGCCGGGCCCAGCGCGGAGGAGGGGGACGAGGAGGCCCGGGACGAGCUGACGGAAAUCUUCAAGAAGAUCCGGAGGAAAAGGGAGUUUCGUGCCGACGCUCGGGCCGUCGUCUCCCUGAUGGAGAUGGGCUUCGACGAGAAGGAGGUGAUGGACGCCCUCCGGGUGAACAACAACCAGCAGAACGCCGCCUGCGAGUGGCUGCUGGGAGACCGCAAGCCCUCUCCCGAGGAGCUGGACCAGGGCAUCGACCCCGAGAGCCCCCUCUUUCAGGCCAUCCUGGACAACCCGGUGGUGCAGCUGGGCCUGACCAACCCCAAGACGCUGCUAGCGUUUGAAGACAUGCUGGAGAACCCGCUGAACAGCACCCAGUGGAUGAACGACCCUGAGACGGGGCCGGUCAUGCUGCAGAUCUCCAGGGUCUUCCAGACCCUGAACCGCUCGUAGGCCGCGCAGCGCGGCUCCUCUGCGCACCCCCAGCCGAGUCGGGGCAGGAGCGCCGACCCCCGGGGCCCCAGGCCGGGGGCGGAGAGGGGCCGGGGCUGCGGCUUCCACCUUCCUGCUGCACACCUCGGACGCCGCGUCUCCAGCCUCUGCCAGUGUUUACAGACAAGUGGCUGUCACACCGAGAAGGGUCGUCUCCCUCCGAGGGUCCCUGUGGGCUCUUGAAAUGCUACUUGAAUUGGCCUGUAGGCGCUGCUUGUAGAGUCCACGUGUUAUUUGAGAGAGGAGGCAUGUUUCAACCCAAAGUGUUAACGUCAAAGGUACUAACUUAAGUAGAAUUCACAGAUGACUUUCUUUAAUAAAUAAAUCCCCUUUUGCAGUUUC
This is a messenger RNA of Phacochoerus africanus (Common warthog), 1782 nucleotides long. RefSeq names its product UBA domain containing 1 (gene UBAC1). The record is from RefSeq and is a predicted model, not a curated record. The coding region runs from base 58 to 1401 and encodes 447 amino acids. NCBI's taxonomy places the organism in Eukaryota, Metazoa, Chordata, Mammalia, Artiodactyla, Suidae. The transcript is spliced from 11 exons. Gene Ontology annotation, molecular function: protein binding.